AUGGGUGGCAUUCCGUGGCAGAGCAAAGGUUGCCGUACGUGUCGCAACCGCAAGGUCAAGUGCGAUCAAGAAGAGCCCGAGUGUGCACGGUGUCUCAAAGCUGGAGUGAAGUGUCUAGGCUAUGAUAGGGACCACUUCUUCGUCCAUCAAGUCUCUGCGAUACCAAAAACCUCCACUCAAAAGGGCUCCACAAAGAAGUUUCAACUCAUAAAGCGCCCGCAGCCAAAGUAUAUGCCCCGGGGCGUUACUUCUGGACCUACGAUGCGCAGCCAGGUCUUCUCUUCGUUUGCGGAUAUCUAUUUUCCCCACACUAUCGACACCAGUUACAACCUUGAUGUUUGGCAUUUUCUCAUUUCGGGGUUCGCAGCGCUCCCGAAUAAGACUCAGAUGCUCGAGAAGGCAAUCGCUGCAUUAUCUUGCUUUUACUUGGGCAAACUAAGAAAGGAUGAUCGCAUCUUCCAUCACGGUAUCCAGUUGUACAAUUGUGCAAUUCGCCAUCUAUCAACAAUGAUCAGCAAGAACGAUUACUGCGACGAUAUUGUGUAUACAACUAUCAUAUUUCAAGAGAUAGAGUCGUGUUAUUGUCCCCAUGGGCUACAAGUUUGGGUUGCCCACAUUGCUGGUACCAACGCGAUCUUGAAGCAUUUUCGUCGAAAGGCGGGGACAAACACUUUAAUUGACGCUAUAUACAAUCAGCACCAAAAGUUGCGAAUACUAUUCUCGACCACAGGCACUGGCAUGUCUCCUGAAGAAUACGACUAUCUCACAAAGGCAUGUGAUGACCGACUCGCGAACGGACUCUUCAAAUUCUAUGGAGAGGCAUCACCUCUCGUUGACGCCAUCAACAAAGUUGACGCGACCGAUUACAGCGCCUGUCAAACAGUACUGGAUAAAUGCAUUGCACACAGGGACGCCCUAUUGGAAUGGUACUCCCAGAAAAAGAAAAGCUUCGGCGGAGGCCCCUCAGAAAUCGAGCCAGGUGUAGUCUUAAACCCAAGGGUCCCUGCAACGGAUGAUUUAUUCGGCACCGCAUAUCGCUUUUCCUCACUGGACAAUGCGAAGUUGCAUAUUGUAUUCUGGGUUGCGCUGUCUAUCAGUCAUCGUAUGAUCUACGAAGCUCGGGGCCUUGUUUUGUUGCACAACAAUAAGAGCGACGUCUCUGUCGAUCGGUCUAAAGACUUGGACAUGCAUUUUUCGAUGUUUUAUCACGACGAAAUCGGUCGGUCAAUCCCAUACUGUGUUCAAGAUUGUAUGAAAUCAUGGGGAUUCUCGUCGCUGCUGUGGGGGAUGAGCCAAAUUAUCCUCCCAUUUGCAGAAGCAGGAAAUUGGGAGAAGUUUAUUUGGUGUCAAAAUAUUUUGAUGCUUGGCGUAGAGCGCGGCUACGAAUCUGCUGCUCGCAUCCGCGAAAUCUUUUGGACCAUGUGGUAUCGAGCGAAUCCUCGACAAACACGGUUCAUUGAACUAUCUUUCCGUGAUCUGGAUCCAAAGUACACCAAGUUCCCUAAGGAGCACUACGGGAAGCUUGCUGAGAGGACAGUGGAGCCAAAGAUGCUGGAUGUGCCACCAGAGGAGAGUUUAUGA
Messenger RNA from Penicillium canariense, 1581 nucleotides. RefSeq names its product Zn(II)2Cys6 transcription factor domain-containing protein. Lineage: Eukaryota; Fungi; Ascomycota; Eurotiomycetes; Eurotiales; Aspergillaceae. The transcript has 4 exons. Bases 1 to 1581 code for a protein of 526 amino acids. Gene Ontology annotation, molecular function: DNA-binding transcription factor activity, RNA polymerase II-specific; zinc ion binding. The record is from RefSeq and is a predicted model, not a curated record. Gene Ontology annotation, biological process: regulation of DNA-templated transcription.